AACGGUUCCUGCGAUGCCAACUGCUGUGAGCCCUAUGGCAUACGCUACUCCAACUCCCACAAUGCGAGUUCCCUCAGUACCACUUGUGACGAGUCCUAUGGUGCCAGCAUACGUGGUACCUGCUCCUGUCGCAGUGUCACCUCUACGCCAUCCGGUUGGUCUUGCUACGGGUGUUGCGCCGCCUCAUGUCGUUGAUACGGGCUUUGCUUUGGAUCCCGUGGUUGACGCAACUGAUGCACUACUACAGUUGGCUGCCGUCUGCGAGGUUCAUCAAAGCGGUGUUGUGGCCUCGAUUCCCGAAGGGGCGACAUUCGAAAUUGUUAGGGAAGAUGCGUACGGACAGGUGGUCGAGCCUGCUCAUUAUGGACAAGCAGGGUACAGUAACGGUGUUGCUGUAUCCCGGCCCCCUGUUUACAUGCAAGAAAAUAUUCCCAUGGAAGACGCAAGUUUCGUUGGAAUGCAGGCGCCUAAAGGUACCUCGCUGGGAGCUAAGACAAAUAGCGCGAAUGGUUGGUACAAGAAGGAUUCCUUCCGCAUUUAGAAGAUAGGAGUUGGUGAUAAGAUGUGAUGGCGCAUGGAUGAGUUCUGGUUACACUUGAGGCGGCGUUU
Messenger RNA from Saitoella complicata NRRL Y-17804, 609 nucleotides. RefSeq lists its product as uncharacterized. The transcript has a single exon. The record is from RefSeq and is a predicted model, not a curated record. The coding region runs from base 14 to 541 and encodes 175 amino acids. Lineage: Eukaryota; Fungi; Ascomycota; Saitoellomycetes; Saitoellales; Saitoellaceae.